Oncorhynchus tshawytscha (Chinook salmon) is the source of this 4143-nucleotide messenger RNA. RefSeq names its product nuclear fragile X mental retardation-interacting protein 2-like. The transcript is spliced from 4 exons. The record is from RefSeq and is a predicted model, not a curated record. Gene Ontology annotation, cellular component: nucleoplasm; cytoplasmic stress granule. NCBI's taxonomy places the organism in Eukaryota, Metazoa, Chordata, Actinopteri, Salmoniformes, Salmonidae. The coding region runs from base 742 to 2304 and encodes 520 amino acids. Gene Ontology annotation, molecular function: RNA binding.
UGUAGCUUGCGUGACUCAUAGCAGAGUGGUUGCAAGCUGUUAAAAAAGCUGUUAUUUAGCUCAUUAGUUAGCUGGGUCAAGCGCUGCAUAUUGCUGGAUGGGGUAGUUAAACAUCGCGUGACAGCUGAUGGUUUGACGGAUGCGGAUUGACCUUGUGCGCCGGUUUCACCACCCAUUUCUAAAUUUAUGCUACUCCCUGACCAAAUUCCCCUGUGCUACUAAUUAGUCAUUUUGUAGUUCAAUUGUUUUGUCACGUACAUACGUUGACUUUGUCAAAAAACUCGUGCAAAUUUGGUCGGAAUUCCGUGACAUGUUUUGCUAAGAACAACACGCCGGCUCCACUGGAAUGUUCUGCUGUUUCCCGUCGGCCAUGUUAGAAAAGGCGAGAUGGAAAGCUAACGAGCUAGCUAGUUAAUCCUAGCAACGAGAGUGAGAUUUGUCCAUAAAACAAGUUUCAAUUUGAUUUUGUUUACUACCACCUGGCUGCCGACAGGUCUGCAAAAGCAAGAGGGCUAACUAACUUACUUUUGAGACUUUCCGGGCAAUGGAAAAAUAAACACCGGUGAGGUGGAAGGGGCGAAGAUUCUGUCUGCAAAGGAUUUUGUUGGUAUCCCUCUUCCCACCUACAGCAAUGGUAACAGACAUUUGAUAAAUGCUAACGUAAAACAGAAGUCAAAACGCAAUGUUUUUACCACUCUUUCAAAAGUGGGCAGCAAAGAGGGUCUUGUUCACAAGAAGAAUAUGGACCGCAUAAAUGACAAGGCCCAGGAUUUCACUAAUCACUAUGAGGGAAAGUUUUUGGACAAAAAGGAAUCUGCUUUGUUUCUGAAUGGGGUAGUAAACUCUGCUCAUAUUACAAAUGGUUACUCCAGCAAGUCACCCCCUGAUAAUGAUGGCAGUGGCUCAGAAGGUGGAUAUACUACUCCUAAGAAACGCAAGACCAGACGCAACAGCAUCAAGAACACAGAGCAUGUGACAAGAGAAAGGGAGAGAGUCAUGCAGCAGGGCAAUGCCACACAGGAGCCAGAGGUUUCUGAACUUGAACCAACAGAGAAAUUGGUGAGCUCGCGAAUUCACAAUAAAGCAGACGCCCAGACAGCAGUCAAGCGGAUGGAUGCUCCAGAGGUGGCUAUGAGUGAACUGCAGAAGAAAAACUCAGACAGUAAGACUGCUGCAGGUGCCUUUGGUAAAAAGUUUGAGAAUAGGCCCAAAGCCAAGCUCUCCUCCUCUUCGAAAGAGGACUCUUGGACUUUAUUCAAGCCCCCUCCAGUAUUUCCUGUGGACAACAGUAGUGCUAAAAUAGUGCCCAAGAUUAGUUAUGCAAGUAAAGUUAAGGAGAACCUCAACAAAGCAGCCCAGGCUGGAGGAGAGGUGCUGACUCCUCAGGUGCCUGGUAGACUCUCACAGGUCCCCAUGUCUGCUAUGAAAACCAUAAUCUCAGCUAGCUUUACUAAUGGCCCCGUUUCUGGAGAUGGAAAUAGUUGCCCGUCUGUUGGUACCUUCUUCACUCCUGCUGCUAGUAGUAUUCCGCCAGCCACCUCCCUCCCAUGUGGGGAGAACGUAGCAUCCACUUUGGACAAUGACUAUAACUCUUUAACCAACCCUGCAGCUGUAGAUCUGAGAAAGUGUACUCUUUUCAUUUACCCCCUAAACCCUUUAAAUAUGCAACCUGUGCUCCCUAGUGCUCGUCAAGUGGACACCCAGGCUGCUCAGACAAAUCAGAAAGCCUUGGGGGACAUUUUCCAGAAUCAGUGGGGGCUGUCUUUCAUCAAUGAGCCAAAUGUGGGGCCAGAAGGAGGAAGCGGGCCGGUGGCUGCCGUGGAGGGCAAGGCUGCGGUGGUAACAUUUCAAGGGGAGCAAUGCCCUGCUGCCAAGCCAGGCCUUGACUCUAAUCUAUCAAUCCCAGAGCCUUUGCCUCUCACUUUGGCUCAAGACUCCGAGAAAAGGACUAGUGCCCCAGCUUGCCCACCUGCUACAGUGAAGGGUGAGGAUGGGGAAAAGACUCAGCUGUCUAGACAGGAGAAGACAAAGGGCGAGGCUAAGAGUCCAGGUGCAGUUUUGUUGGCCUCUUGUAAAGACAUUAGUGCUGAGCCUGCCCAGGCCCCCCUGACCAACCUAGUGUUGGGACUGUCUAAAGAGCCGCCCCAUUCUAAGAGCCUGGACAGAGGUAGCUGGGGGUCGUUUGAUCUGAAAGCUGCUGUUACUUAUCACACUAAAGAAAUGGAAUAUGUUUUCAAUUUGCAAAAACAAGAUCCAAAAAGAGUAGUCUGUUAUGACAAGACCAAGGAUGGACCUUAUCAGUGAGGUAGUGAAUGUCAACAAUUACAUGUACCUUCUCCCUACCUGGGUGCUGCAGAUGUCUUCUUUGGCGGUUAUGAUCCCUUUGGAAAACAAAAUCGAGUCAACUGUGACAUACAUUUAUUGGAAUACAGAAUGGGAUAAUGGGAUUCGUUUUUUUGGGGGUGCGUCAGAGAAGAGGAAGAUGACAAGGGAAGGUGUAAUAUGAGGAAAUAUGAAUCCAAUUAUUGGCAUUAAGUUGAGCGCAGGAGCUUCGGCUGACGCUCUGGACUACACAAAGACUCAAACACUUGAAAGAAAUUUUGGGUGCCUCUCCCAUGUGAAUGGACACUUGUGACACUUUCUGCUGUAAUAGAUGUUGGUCUCAUAGCUCCUUCCUCUGGGUGUUGAGGACAUAAGACUGAGGAAGGCGCAAACUGCACCUCCCGAGCCUUUAUCCUCUUGCCCAUUGAACUGUGGUGACUAUGUCUGACAGUAGGAUGCCUCAAUCGUUUUAUUUCCUCAUGCAUUCAAAUUAGUCCAAUAUAUGUAGAUUUGUGUAUGUGUUAUGAUUUAUGCAUACACAUCAGUAUAUGUGCACAUUUGAAUACAUUUUAAAAGAAAAUUAACUAGAAAUUCUAAGAAUGCCUUGAAAUUUACAAAAUGUGAAGGUUAUGAGAAGGCUGGUAGUAUUGAUAAGCCUGUUAGGCUGCAGGUUAAAUGAGAAAUAUAUAUGUUUAGGGAACGCAUUUGUCUUAAUUACUUUAGUGAAUUAACUAUGCCCAGCAAACACCUGACUGCUUGGUAUCAGUUUUGACAACUAUUUUACUCUGUUUUGUAUGGUUUAGCGAUUUCAGAUGUGAUCUACAGUAGCAAAAAACUCCCAGAGCACAGAUAGAGACGUGUCAAAUCAGAAUGAAACUAAAGCCAUGUCAUAAUCUCGUGGUUCGGUUGUCAGUUUUUGUUAGCCGUGCUAAUCAGUAAAAAAGUUGUGGCAUUAAUUGUCUUCAUCUGAGUUUAGCUUUAUUUGUACUUUUAUUUCUUCUUAAUCCUUGCUGUUUUCAGUCUACAUAUUUCAUUAAUUUCAUAUUAAGAUUGAUGUAGGCUAUUCCUUAAUUUUAGAUGUAGGUUCUCUUGAGCUUUUCACUUGAUUGUGGGAGUUUUCAGGAAGAUGAGAAAAGUGACAUUGUGGAUCAAGGGCUAUCUAUGUAUGUGAUAUUUCAAAAUAACUUUUUUUUGUUUGGUGUAUUUCAUCAGUAAGGUUCAAAAUGUCUAAUUCAUUAGGCCUGUCUAAGCUAUAUUUGAUGACACCAUGUGGAGAAAUGGCAAAUUUCUUAUUUUCUUGCUCAAGCAAUUUGCUUUUGAUUUGCUGACCAACCUGUUCAGCAUAGGAUACUAUUUGCCCUUUCAGCAUUUGGUCUUUAAUCUCUCUCUCUUACGACAAUGUAUUUCUUACACGUGUUUACUGGUGUGGAUGAGAUGUGAGAAGUCUCAGUAUAAUAUAACCAAGCAAAUAUUAGACAGAAAACAAUCGCAAUACUAAUCAUUUCAUGUCCCAGACCAGCCGCUCUUUGUUAUACUGUGCAUAGAGAUUUGGUGGUGAUGGCGUUUCAUAAUACCGUAUCAUCGAGUUAGUCUUUGAUCAAAGUGACUGUCAAGAGGCCUAAACAUGUCAAGGCAGGCCAAAUUUGGCAAUACAUUGAGUGGACAACCACGAUGUCAUUGGUACUACCAUCUCCCUCUCAGUUGGGUUUUUGGUUUUGCGCUAAGGAAGGACAUUAGUUUCUUUUCUCUAGCAUAAAUUAUUUGGUUGUGUGGAUUAAUAGCACUUUAUUUAACAUAGUUUUUUUAUCUUUCAAUUACUAC